Messenger RNA from Diachasmimorpha longicaudata, 2511 nucleotides. RefSeq lists its product as uncharacterized. The record is from RefSeq and is a predicted model, not a curated record. Bases 1248 to 1628 code for a protein of 126 amino acids. The transcript has 4 exons. Lineage: Eukaryota; Metazoa; Arthropoda; Insecta; Hymenoptera; Braconidae.
UAAUGCGAAAUUAUAGGCUAUAUCAUUGCGAUUGUGUUGAUGUUUCCAUUAACUACAGAUUAGGUGAGUGAUUUCACCGAAAUUUUAGAACAUUCUGGCAAAUGCAUUUCAAUGAAAUCUGAAAUUUCAUGACUUUUUAAUCUGUCAAUCGUAUUCAGUUCCACUGUUCUGAAAAUUCAUAAUCAACUGUUCAUAUUUUUUUCGUGGAAAUCUUAAAUUAUAAAAAUCAAGUUAGUGGAAUUGCAAUCAUUUGCUAGAAAUGAAUUUAAAUCACAGACAUCUUGGUCUCUUUCUGGGUGAACGUCCUCUAUAAGAACGCAGCGGGGUCUGAUGUGCGAACGUUGUAACUACUCAACCCCCAGAGCAUUUUUCUAUGAUUUAUCCCAGCCUUACACUCAAUCUCGUUGAAUUACACUUCCGCAAGGUCUCACCGGCGAAAUUUUUUAUUGAUAUUAUUUCAACAAUCUAAUUUUUCACAGACGAAAAAGGCCAGUCUUAAACAUAUUAUGCUAUCACAAUAAUCAUUAGAAGCCCGUUUUUGUCUUACCAAUUUUCGUGGUGAGAUACUCUUUACCGAAGUAGUGAGACAAAAAUCUCUAUGAAUCUUCAGGGAAUAAAUGCCCUUAACAAUUUAUUAAAACUCCAGAGAAAUUAAACUGUCAGGCUUUUACAAAAAGUGUAUACUGAAUUUCCACGAGAAAUUUACAACGGAAUAUACUUCUCCCCACGAAUCUUAACAGAAAUCACAGCUCCGACAUCUUCAUACAAACGUUCAGUGGUUUUCCGUAUUAACAUAUGCGCUUCAUGAAUAUGCCAGUGAUCCCUCAAAUAAUUGGAGAAUAGAUUAUGACGCAACUUCCUGCCAAAGAUUUCUAAACAUUUUAUCGUCAUGAAUGAAGUCGUUCUCGCCGAGAAUUGUCAUUACCCUUCAUUUCUAUUGCAUAAUUUAUCCUCACCUAGGUGAUAAAGUUAGCAUUUGGCAAUAUGUCACGAAUGAAAUACAUUACAAUGCUCCCAUUCGUAUGUGCGCAUGAAUUUCGCCCCCUUUCUACCCUUCAACCAUCCACCGAGGGCUUGCGGAGAGGGUGGGAGUUGUAUUUGAAGACCUGUGCGCGGGAUUUUCACCUCAAAUAAGAGCUACAGCAACAGCUAGCACAUGUGAGUCCUACACAAGUGGUAAAAGCAAGACAGAUAAGAAAAUUAUAAUUGAAUUACGUCAAUAUUUCGGGUGUCCUCGCGUCUCCAGAAUGAAGUUGGGAUAUUGCGUGAAGUGGGCACUCGCUGGAUUAUUGGUGGUGUCUUUAGCUAGUGCAACUGAGACUGACGAUAAGGAUGAUCAGCAGAUAUUCAAUUCAGCAGUGGAAGAACUGGGUAAAUCGAAACGACCGUUCUGCAACGCGUUCACAGGUUGCGGCAAGAAACGAAACUACUUCGGUAACUCGAUGGAACGACCCGAGGAUUCAGGAAAAAUCACAAUUCCCAUCCACAUUUACAAGGCGCUAGUCCGUGCUGCAUCUCAGGAGCUCCACAACGCAAUAGACCGCGGAGAUUCUCUCGAUGAAUCAUACCAAGAUUACUUGCCAUUGUUAACACCGAAGAGACCAAUUCGCUCGAGAUUCCAGAGUUAAUCCGCAUCAUCUUCAGGAGUGCUCCAUUUCCCAAUGGAUUCUACAUAUAUCCCUUCUGUUAUUGUCCACAAUUCUGUCGAGCAAGAAAUUAAAAAGCUAAAAAAACACAUAAGAGGGAAAUGUGACGAAAUUAAUGGGUGUGCCGAUCACCGAGGGGCCUAUUUCCUCGCUACAUUUCAUUUUUGAUGUAUCAAACUUUAUUUUAGUUCAAUUGAAAUAGGGGAGAGUGGGGCAAAAUGGAGCAGGUGUCGUGUUGCAAACGAAUAGAGCAGUACUAGGGAAGACGGCGCACUUUUCACACUAAUUUUUUUCUAUAAUCCAAAAACACAAAGUUGUCGGAAUUGCACUUUACAUUCUUUUUCUCCUGCCAUUCCACUACAACCCACCUGUCGCCAAUUAUCAUCAAUUGAAUUCCCAUUAAAUGAGAAUUGUUGUGAUUUUUAAGUGUCAAUGAGCUUUUCAUCCUCCAAACUACUAUGACGAAUUGUUGAUAAAUUCGUUGAUCCUAUGUGAAGAUAGAAUUAUAAAAACCAAACUCCAGAUUUAAUUUAAUGACAAAACGAUUGCAAUCAAAGACACUUUCACGCAGAAUUUUCGCCAGUAUCCCAUUAUCUCUAGGAAUGGUCCUCUUCAUUGGAUGAAUUUUCAGAAUCUCAGCGAAAUAAAAUUUCAAGAAAAUCCCAAAGAUUUUAUCGUGAAGACUAUUCCUUUGGGACUGUCGGGGUAAAGUGACAAAUGAAUAAAGAGAUAGUUCACGUCGCCGCAUUUCGUAGGGAAAAUUAAUCAUCCACCACCCAUUUAAAACAGACAUUUCUCGAUAUAAAUACAUUUGUGUCAACAGGACUGUUACGUGAAUUUAUAAUUACCCUAUGAAUUAUCAAUG